This is a messenger RNA of Tetrahymena thermophila SB210, 2905 nucleotides long. RefSeq lists its product as hypothetical. The record is from RefSeq and is a predicted model, not a curated record. The transcript has a single exon. NCBI's taxonomy places the organism in Eukaryota, Ciliophora, Oligohymenophorea, Hymenostomatida, Tetrahymenidae.
UAUGAUUAGGCUCAAAAAAUAAAUAAAAUGCUAAUUAUUUGUCCUUCAUAGGAUUAUUAGAAAUAUAAAACAUUUUAUCAAGAGAUAACUCAAAGAUCCUUUAGAAGUGAUCUUAUUUUGAGUAUGCUAGAUAGUUAUCAUUUAGAUUAAGAUUAAAUUUUUUAUGUUUUUGAAAUGGAAUAAUUUAAUUCUACUUUAAAUGAGAUUGAAUAAUAAUAUGAAAACAACAUAGGAUUUAUUGUUAAUGUUAAGAAAUAAAUUACUGAAUAUUUCAAUAACAGUCUCCAUAUUUUUUAUCAAACUAAAAAAUAUGAGUAAUAUUAGUAAGACUUUUACAUUUGCAUAUCUCAAGAUAAUUAACUAAAAGUCAAAUUAAAUCUGAUUGAUCCUCAUUGGAAAAUUCAAUCUGACAUUCAAAAGAAUAAGCCAUUAGAUUAAAUACAAGGUAAAAUUAAAAAAUAAAAUAUAUUUCAUAGAAAGUUAAGUGAAAUGGAGCAUGAAUAAAAAUUACCUGAAGAAAAAAAUUACAAAAUGAGUGAUAUUCCACAUUUAAUCAAUGAAUUUUGUAAUUCUUUUAAUACUUAAAUAGAAAAAAAAGAUUUGUUGUUGAGAAUUUAAAAUAAUUAUGCAAAUAUUUUGAAAUUCCAUCCAAAAUAAAUUUUUGAGAUGAUUUAAAGUCAUCCACUUUAUGGAGAAUUUCAAGUAAAUUACUUAGAUGAGUUAGAAUUUGAAUUAAUAGCUAAAAAAAGAGGCUAAAUAAUCAUAUUAAAAGGACAUUAGCUUAGUUCUUUAAGUAAAGCAGAAAAGCUAAAAUAAGAAUUCAUAAUUUUAAAUGAAAAACUAUAGUGUUACUCAACAAUUAUUAAUGUAGAUUUACUCAUGACUGAAAAUCACUAUUAUGUUUUAGUAGAAAAAUAAUUUUUUGAUUAUUAAUAUAAGGCUUCUUAUAGUUUUGCCAAUUUGAAUGAUUUAUAAUUGUCAAGUGAAUAUUAAAUUAUCAAUGCAUGCAGCUUUCUUUAUUUUAGUAGCAAACUUCUAAUUGAGUAUAAUUACUAAAUUACCAAAGUAAAUCCAUAGCAUUUACUAUUUAAAGAUUCUAAUUUAAUUAGUAGUGGACAUAACUACUAUCUUUAGUAAUAAUACUAACAAAAAACAAUAAAUACUAUAUUUCAAAAAGAUUUAUAUAGCAAUUAAUAUUAUGUUGAAUAAAAUCUUAAAAAGUUGGAUAUGUCUUAAAUAUAAGAAUUUAAUAAAACUUAGGAAAAAAUGCAUGCUAAAUUUGACAAAAGUAACAGAAAUAAUUUGUCAUCCUAAAUAAAAUCUCAAAAAGAAGCUGAGUUCAUAUUAAAAAAAUAUUUAAAAGAAAAAGAUGUUAUUAAUUUCGUCAUCGAUUCAGUUAGCUUGAAUGAUAAUCAAUCUUACUAUGCUAACAUUGUUAAUUAAAGUAUAAGAAAUAAUAGUAUUCUCAGAAAUUAUAUGGAUGAAAAUUUUUUAAAGUAGUAUGAAAAAGGUGCUUAUUAUAAAUUAGUUAAUUUGUUUUUUCAAAAGAUUUCUGAGAAUUCUAAAGAAGAAGUUGCCAAAAUAUAUAAUUGGUUAAUUCUUGGAUUUGAUAUUUUUAAUUCUUUAAAAAUUGAUAGAUUUAUUGAUAAAGAAUGUGUUUUCAUUUCAAAUAUUGAUUUUAGAAAAGUAAAAGUUCAAAUAAAUUACUCAUGGAAAUUAGAUCUUAUUGCAAAAAUACAUAGAAUUCACGAAGAUAUUUAAAUUAAUUCACUAAGAAUUCCUGUAGAUUUAUUUAACAAAGCUCAACACACUAAAAUAAAUCCCUCUCAAAAUAAAAACUCUUAUUAAAAAUUUGAAAAAGAAUUAUAAUUAUUAAAGUUAUUUUUUUCUUCUUAUGAUAGUUAAUAUUUUCUUAAUUUCUAGUAAUAAUUAUUAUCAUUCCUAUUUGAAGAAGUGACUAACUUAAAAGCAUUGGAACUUUAUACAAUUAAAAAGGGCUUGGUUAAUCUAAGUAAAAUUUAAAAUCCAGAAAUAUUAACUUAGGAUUAAUGUCAAUUAAUAUCUGAAAAUUCAUAUUAAACUUUAGUAAUUAAAUUUGAAAGUGAAGUAAGGUCAAUUUAUUUCAUUUAGAUUUUAAUAAUAGAAGAAGAGCUAUUUUAUUUGAGCAAAAAUAAUCCAUAUUUAUUGGCUAAAUAACCAGAAAAUAAGUCAUUUCAAGAAGUUAUGAAACUUGAGUUUAAUUACUAAAUGUAUUCUGAUUUAUUUAGACAAGAUUGUGCUUACAUAUUUCAAGAUAAUAAGCUUUAUGAUUUAUAAACUAGUUUCUUAUAAAAGCUUGAACACUUGCAAAAAUUAACUUUGUACUAUAAAAAAGGUGAAAGUGCCUAUUUCAAUUUGUUAGGAUGCAAAUAGAUUAUCCAGCUAAAUUUAGAACUUUAUUCUUAUAAUGGAGAGGAUUAUUAUAACUUAGAUAGAAUUAUAAAAUAAAUAGAUUAAACUAAAAUUAACAAAAUUAAAAUAUAUUGUACUACAUCUUAUGAUUAUGACUAUAAUGAUAGCUUAAAGCCUGAACUUGCUCCCUUUUACAAACUUAAAAGACUUGUAGAUAUAAGUAUAAAGGAAGACUACCUAGAUGAUACCAAAAGUAAUAGUGAAGGAGCUAAUUCAGAGGAUCACGAAGACUACUUUUUCACUCAUUUAUAAAAAUAAAAUAGAUCUUUUUGAUUAAAUUAAUAAAAAGAAAAAAUAAUCUUAAAAUGAUUUAUGGUUUGAUGGAAAAAAAUUAAAUAAUAUUUAAUUAUAAGUUUAAAUAAAUGUAUCAACACAGAAACAAACACUCUUUUGAUAUAAUUUUUUAUUUUAUUUUCGACUUAAGUUAGAAAUAAUAAAAUUAAUAAGAAAUUUC